AUGAGCGGAGGCCUGAGGGAGGCGCCGUCCGGGCCCCGCCGCCGCCGCCGCCGCCGCCGCCGCCGCCGCAGCCGCACCGGCCCUUCAGGAGCGUCUGAAGAGGCGGGGGCCGCUGCGGGCUCCGGCGCCGCACCGCGCCGGCCCGAGCCUCUGGACGAGGCCCACGGAGCCGUUCGCCCGGACCCCGCCGCCCGAUGUCCUCAAGAUGGACGCAGCGGGGGCGGCGGCGUGAAGAAAGCGGCGCUGUGGGCGCUGGAGCGGGAGCCCGGGCGGAGGCGGUGGCGGGAUGGGGCUGCUGCUCAUGAUCCUGGCGUCGGCCGUGCUGGGUUCCAUUCUCACGCUCCUCGCCCAGUUCCUCCUGCUGUACCGUAGACAGGCCGAGCCGCCGCCGGACGAGGUCGCCCGCGCGGGCGAGGGCUUCCGCUAUAUCAAGCCGGUGCCGGGCCUGCCCCUGAGGGAGUACCUUUAUGGCGGCGGCAGGGAUGAGGAGCCCUCGGGGGCGGCCGCUGAGGGCGGCGCGACCACCGCGGCCCCCGAAACCCCCGCCCCGCCGACGCGGGAGACUUGCUACUUCCUCAACGCCACCAUCCUAUUCCUGUUCCGGGAGUUGCGGGACACCGCGCUGACCCGCCGCUGGGUCACCAAAAAGAUCAAGGUGGAGUUCGAGGAGCUGCUGCAGACCAAGACUGCCGGGCGCCUGCUGGAGGGGCUGAGCCUGCGGGACGUGUUCUUGGGCGAGACGGUGCCCUUCAUCAAGACUAUCCGGCUCGUCCGGCCUGUUGUGCCCUCGGCCACCGGGGAGCCCGACGGCCCCGAGGGGGAGGCGCUGCCCGCCGCCUGCCCCGAGGAGCUGGCCUUCGAGGCGGAGGUGGAGUACAACGGGGGCUUUCACCUGGCCAUCGACGUGGACCUGGUCUUCGGCAAGUCCGCCUACCUGUUCGUCAAGCUGUCCCGCGUGGUGGGGAGGCUGCGCUUGGUCUUCACGCGCGUGCCCUUCACCCACUGGUUCUUCUCCUUCGUGGAAGACCCUCUGAUCGACUUCGAGGUGCGCUCCCAGUUUGAAGGGCGGCCCAUGCCCCAGCUCACCUCCAUCAUCGUCAACCAGCUGAAGAAGAUCAUCAAGCGCAAGCACACCUUGCCCAGUUACAAGAUCAGGUUUAAGCCGUUUUUUCCAUACCAAACCUUGCAAGGAUUUGAAGAAGAUGAAGAGCAUAUCCAUAUACAACAAUGGGCACUUACUGAAGGCCGUUUUAAAGUUACAUUGUUAGAAUGUAGCAGGUUACUCAUUUUUGGAUCCUAUGACAGAGAGGCAAAUGUUCAUUGUACACUUGAAUUAAGCAGUAGUGUUUGGGAAGAAAAACAAAGGAGCUCUAUUAAGACGGUUGAAUUAAUAAAAGGGAAUUUACAAAGUGUUGGACUUACACUUCGUCUUGUCCAGUCAACUGAUGGGUAUGCUGGGCACGUCAUCAUUGAAACUGUGGCACCAAACUCACCUGCUGCAAUUGCAGAUCUUCAGCGGGGAGAUCGACUUAUCGCCAUUGGAGGUGUGAAAAUCACAUCAACACUGCAAGUGUUGAAGCUUAUCAAGCAGGCUGGUGACCGAGUCCUGGUGUACUAUGAAAGGCCUGUUGGCCAGAGUAAUCAAGGUGCAGUGCUGCAAGAUAACUUUGGCCAGUUGGAAGAAAACUUUUUGUCAAGCUCAUGCCAACCAGGUUAUGAAGAGGAAGCUGCCGGGUUGACAGUAGAUGCUGAAAGUAGAGAGCUGGAUUCUGAAUUUGAAGACUUGGCAAGCGAUGUCAGAGCACAAAGUGAGUUCAAAGAUGAGGCACAAUCAUUAAGUCAUAGUCCCAAACGUACUCCAACAACACUUUCUAUUAAACCCCUUGGAGCUAUAUCACCAGUUUUAAACCGUAAAUUAGCUAUAGGAAGUCACCCACUACCACCAAAAAUUCAACCCAAAGAUGGAAAUAAACCUCCACCCCUAAAAACUUCUGAGAUUACAGACCCAGCACAAGUGUCAAAACCCAACCAAGGAUCCACUUUCAAACCACCUGUGCCACCACGACCACAAGUGAAAGUUCCUUUGCCUUCCGCUGAUGCUCCAAAUCAGGCAGAACCAGAUGUUCUUGUUGAAAAGCCAGAGAAGGUACCGCCUCCUCCUCCUGUAGAUAAAUCUGCUGAAAAGCAAGCAAAAAAUGUGGAUCCCAUAGAUGAUACAGCUGCAUCUAAGCAGUUUUUAGCAAAGCAAGAAGUGGCCAAAGAUGUCACUUCAGAAACUUCCUGCCCUACUAAGGAUAGUUCGGACGACCGUCAAACAUGGGAAUCAUCAGAAAUUCUUUAUCGUAAUAAGCUGGGAAAAUGGACAAGAACCAGAGCAUCCUGUUUGUUUGACAUAGAAGCCUGCCACAGGUACUUAAACAUUGCAUUGUGGUGCAGGGAUCCUUUUAAGUUGGGAGGUCUCAUCUGUUUGGGACAUGUUAGUUUAAAACUUGAAGAUGUGGCUUUAGGAUGCCUAGCUACAUCAAACAUGGAAUACCUUUCCAAAUUCAGGCUGGAAGCCCCUUCACCUAAGGCUAUAGUCACUAGAACGGCACUGCGCAAUCUGAGUAUGCAAAAGGGAUUCAAUGACAAAUUUUGCUAUGGUGACAUUACUAUUCACUUCAAAUAUUUGAAAGAAGGAGAAUCAGACCACCAUGUAGUUACUAACAUAGAGAAAGAAAAAGAACCCCAUUUAGCUGAAGAAGUUUCUGCUCUCACUAAAGAGGAACAAUUUGUUGGACAGAUGGGUUUAACAGAAAACAAACACAGUUUUCAGGAUACUCAGUUCCAGAACCCAACGUGGUGUGACUACUGUAAGAAAAAAGUUUGGACUAAAGCAGCUUCCCAGUGUAUGUUUUGUGCUUAUGUUUGCCAUAAAAAAUGUCAAGAAAAGUGUCUAGCUGAGACCUCUGUUUGUGGAGCAACUGAUAGGCGAAUAGACAGGACCCUGAAAAACCUCAGGCUGGAAGGCCAGGAAACCCUCUUAGGCCUGCCUCCUCGUGUUGAUGCCGAAGCUAGCAAGUCAGUCAAUAAGACAACAGGUUUGACAAGGCAUAUUAUCAAUACUAGUUCUCGUUUAUUAAAUUUGCGUCAAGUCUCUAAAACUCGCCUUUCUGAACCAGGAACUGAUCUUGUGGAACCUUCACCGAAACACACACCCAAUACAUCAGACAACGAAGGCAGUGACACAGAGGUCUGUGGUCCAAGCAGUCCUUCUAAACGGGGAAACAACACAGGAAUAAAGUUAGUGAGAAAAGAGGGUGGUCUGGAUGACAGUGUGUUCAUUGCAGUUAAGGAAAUUGGUCGUGAUCUGUACAGGGGCUUGCCUACGGAGGAAAGGAUCCAGAAACUAGAGUUCAUGUUGGAUAAGCUACAAAAUGAAAUUGAUCAGGAGUUGGAACACAAUAAUUCCCUUCUUAGAGAAGAAAAAGAGACAACUGAUACAAGGAAAAAAUCACUUCUUUCUGCUGCCUUAGCUAAAUCAGGUGAAAGGCUACAAGCUCUAACCCUUCUUAUGAUCCACUACAGAGCAGGCAUUGAAGAUAUAGAAACUUUAGAAAGUCUGUCUUUAGAUCAGCACUCCAAAAAAAUAAGCAAGUACACAGAUGAUACAGAAGAAGACCUUGAUAAUGAAAUAAGCCAACUAAUAGACUCUCAGCCAUUCAGCAGCAUAUCAGAUGACUUAUUUGGCCCAUCCGAGUCUGUGUAACAGACAGGUCUAUUUAAACUUUCAAAUGAAUGGGGUAAAGUUGCAUCUAAAGUACCACAGAUACAACCAUGUUUAAAUCCUCUUAUGCACUUUGGCCUGCUUCUCCAGUUACUUGCUUGUGUAAGAACAAAAAGGAAAAGGUUGUUUUCUGGUAAAAACAUGACCAGCUUACUAAAUGGUUGUUUUGGAUUGCAUUUAUAGCUAUGCUUUUUGGGUUUAUACUGGGAAUUUAUUUUUACUAAUUUAUUUUUAACUUUUCUAAUUAUGUAAUUAUGUAAGCUAACUUUUCAUGUUUAUGUAUGUAUGGUGUCCCCUUGUGUUAUUUUCCUUCCUCUUGGUUUUUGAAUUAGUGUUAAAUAGCAUACCUACUGUCUAGAUUCUUGAAAUAUUUUCAUUUCCAUCAUGGUUAUAACAAAUUUGCUGCAUGCCCAAAUUGGCAAUAGCAAUCAUUGAGGGAACAGGUUUUGAAGCUUUCUUUUGUGUUAUGAAGUUUAUCAUCUCUACUUGCUUGAGAUUUUUGUUAUUUUGAGGGUUUGGGGCUACUUUUUGUUUUGUUUUUGCCAAAUGUAUCAUGAAAGCAGAUGCUGCAGCUUUAGUCUGUUGUGCUGAUUAAGUAAAAAGAAAUUUUUUUUUACAUAUAUUGCUUGCUUUCGAUACUUCUAUGAAAUUUUUUUCUAAAGCUUUUGUGCAGCUGAAGUAUGGUAAAAAAUAUGGUGAUUAAUUUGAAGAGCUUACAUUGAAAGACAAUGUAAUAGGAAGUAAAUGUAGAAUGAGUUAGUCAAGAAUUUUGUAGAGAGGAUAGCAAGACUUACUGAAAAACAGUAAUGUAGCAUUUUGAAAUACAGUCUUUUAAAAUAUUGAUGCUUUCCUUUUAAAUAGAAAUUUUAAAUUUAUGAUUAAAAGUUUAAACAUUUAUGAUUAUUUUUCAUCAGUUCUCCCAUAGGAAAUAAAGCAUGUGAAAGGGUAAAGUUUUGGGGGACUCUUUAAAAUUACUGUGUUGAUAACUAGUUUUGGCUGGUUUUGUUUUAGAAACAUUUUCAUGUAGGAGUAUUCUGUGAAGGAGAGGAAUCCUGCAAAAUGUAUUUAUUGCUCUAUCUGGCAUCUUACAGGCAUAAAGGAAUGGUAAUCAUUUUGAAUACUUCUGUAGUUCAGACUAUCUUCAUUAAGAAAAGAAAGACAAAAAUAGACAGUAUACAUACAUAGGAAUUGGGACCAGUUCUCUGAAAAUGAAGGUCUACUUACACUGGAUCCGUUUUACAGAUCCCAGUAACCCUGACUGAGGGAAAACGAGUAAGCUUGACUGCUCUUGGGGUACCUUAAUAGUUUCAGUAUGUUGUAUACCUAUAAAAUAGACAAGUAUAUGUUUUUCCCUUGUGUCGGUAACUGCUAUGAUGAUUGCUAUAUAGUGAAACUGACAUGAAUUUAAAACUAGAUGGAGCAGCUUUUAUUGUUAGCAGGGAAAAGCAUAGUAAUAUUAGGUAUUGUGGCCCAGGUCUGGUGUCCAGGACUCCAUAAAAGAGUUUAAGUUCAAGCCCUUCCAUUAAUGAACUGUGCAAGCAUAGGCAGUUACAAAUGGACUCUAUCCUACAGUUUACCCAUCUCUAAAAUGGGAAUAUUAAUACUUUACCUGUUUCACAGGAUUAUUGUGAGGAAAGUAGCAUAACUGCAAAAGUGCUUUGGACAGUAAAAAGCUAUACAAGUAAAAGGCAUUAUUUAUAUGAGUGAGAAAGACAUUUUUGAGGGAAGAAAAGUUAUUCCACUUUAAAAAUCAAUAGCCAACUCUCAUACCUUUUGUUACUUUAUUAAGUAAAAAUUUCAGGCAUUAAACACCUUUCUUAGCCACGUUUAUAACAAAAACAUAUUCCAGCAUACUUAUUAUUUAGGUGUGAUCUCUUAUUUUAAAAGAAUGCUGCUAUAGAAUACUUUACAUACCAAAUUCCCUGAAAGCUAAAAUAGUUUCAUAACUUACACUUGAAGCAAUCUGCUCAGUGUAUAACCACAUUUUAUAAAAAUAACUUACCAUUGAUAAUCUGGAAGGUGGAGUACUUGUAAGUAGCUGGUGUUUAUUGAUUAAACCAUGGAAGCUUUAAUGAUACUCAAGCAUGUUGCUGAAACUGAUGCAUUUGAAAGAGCUGUUGAAAUAAUGCAAAACUGGUUUCAUAAGAAUCUACUCAUGUUUUAAAAGUAUGUAACUCCGCAGACCACAUUUAUAGAAAGCUCAGUAAUGCUGCUAAUGACAUUUGUAAACUAUACCUAUAAUGUAGUGCAAUAUUUUUAUAUUUCACUGGGAGAGGCAGUAGAGACAUCAUAGUUGUACUUUAGUGCAAGCAGGGGAACACUCUGAAUAGCCUAGAGUAUAGUAAGGUAAAAAGCUUCAAUGAAAAAAAGCUGUAUAUUACAUUACUGAUGUAAUCUUGCUGCCAUGCUAUGUAUCAAUAGCUAAAAAAUAAUAAAGAUAAGACUACCACAGAAAACAAGAAUAUCCUCAUUUGAUGACAUCUAAAAAAAAGGUGAUUGCUGCAUCUCUAUGGAAUUAUCUUCUGGUAUAAUUUGGCCAUGCAGAAAAGCAUAACAAAGUCCACUUUUGCUAAACAAAAUUGCUAUUUUGCAGACUGCCCCAAAAGAUUUUUUUUAACUAUUGUUUCCUUAUGGAUUAUUAAGUUUAUGGAUUUUCUUUGGCUAUGUAUUAGUAAUUAGACAUUAAAAUAGGUUUUCUACAUUGGUAUUAGCUGAAGGAAUGGGUUAGACAAACUGACCGACAUUAUACCAUUAUUAGCAUCAUAAUAGGCUACAUUUCUUCAUAUUAAGCCUUAUAUUCAACAUCAGAACUACUUGAAAUAUGUAGCUAUUUUGUGAUGCUGGGAGGAGAAAAUACAACCUAAAAAUUUUGAAGGGGUACUGUCAUAUUCUAAAUGUAUAGCUGAAUUUUUUGAAAGCAUUUGGAAAUAUUUGGCUUUUAUAAUAAUAGAUAAUAAAAUCGUAAGUCCCCUAAAAGUGAAUAAAUUUUAAAUACAUACUUUAAAAAAUAUUGUCCUAAUUUCUAAAUUGAGGUAACAGCUUUUCUUAUGGGGGGGAGGGGGGAAGAAAGGAGAGGUUUCCCCUAAUUCCUUUUGGGCCAUAGAUCCCCUUUUAAGAUCUGAUUAAAGAUAUGGACUUUCACCCCAGGAAGAUACCCAUGUGUGCACACCAUUCAAAAUGUAUCUGAUUUCAAAGGUUUUAUGGAACUCCCAGGGAUUAUGUCAAUUGGCUGGAUAUUACAGCUAUUUUCAUCAGAUACAGUUAUUUAUUGACAACCAUCAGGACAAUGUCGUUUAUAGAUGCAAGGAUAACUUGUUUUUUUCCCCACACUGAAUGUGGCUAGUUACAGAUCUCAAUUUAAAAUAAAUUUUGAAAAGUCA
Sapajus apella (tufted capuchin) is the source of this 7146-nucleotide messenger RNA. It is a transcript of the gene PDZD8, whose product is annotated as PDZ domain containing 8. NCBI's taxonomy places the organism in Eukaryota, Metazoa, Chordata, Mammalia, Primates, Cebidae. Gene Ontology annotation, biological process: mitochondrial calcium ion homeostasis. Bases 287 to 3748 code for a protein of 1153 amino acids. Gene Ontology annotation, cellular component: mitochondria-associated endoplasmic reticulum membrane contact site. The transcript is spliced from 5 exons. The record is from RefSeq and is a predicted model, not a curated record. Gene Ontology annotation, molecular function: lipid binding; protein binding.